AGUUCCGACAGUACUAAAUAAAUACCUGUAACUUGUUCCCGCUAUGUGUGUGCUGCAGCUAGACCACAUAGUUAUCAAUGGAUAAAUGAUAAUAAAUUCAUUGACAUGGCAAGAUUUUUUAUUAAACAUAUUACCGAAGUAAAUGUCCAAAACAUUUCGACGAAACAGCAUGGAUUGUCAAAUCGAAUCGGCUCAGUGCUGCUCAGCCAGUGUGUCUCAGACCUCUGUCAGCAUAUCAGACUUUUCAGAUGAGAUUUUAUUGAACAUCCUGCGAUUCAUCCCGAGCCAUGAUCUGAUGCUCAGUGUGAACAGAGUUUGCCGGAAGUUCAGAACACUGUGUCUGGAUAAGAGCUUGACAGCCCAUAUACACCUGCAUAAAAAUUACACGGCAAACGACAAUGCUGUGAAACAGGUCUUGAAGAACCUUUCCAGUGACAUCCAGACAUUGGACCUAAAUGGCUGUUACUGGUUGGCUGGCUCUACGGUGGACCAGGUUACUCGCUGUAAGAACCUGGUCAAUUUGGACCUCUCGGGCUGUCGACUGACAUCAGUUCGUCUGUCGCAUCUGCUGACCACCCUCCAAUUUCUGCGCUCGCUGGCUCUGGAUGUGGGCCCGGGGUUCGACCUCCAUCUGGUUAGCGCCGAGGGGAAGGCUGCAUUGUCACGCCUGCUGGAGCUUAAGCAGACGUUGCUGACACCCUCGUAUGGCGUGGUGCCGUGCUGCAGUGCGCUGCGCAGUCUGCGGCUCUAUCUGGAGGCCAGCGAGGGCUGGAGCGAAGCCGGCGGCUGCACGCAGCUGAUGGUGGGCCAAAGCAGCGUGCCACACUACCAAAACCUGCGCUGGUUUUCUGCACGCCUGGCACCCGGAGAGGUCAAUCGUACUCUUUUGGCACUCUACUUGGCGGUGUUCAGUAUGAGAGUGCCAGAGGGUCUUGCAGGACUGGUUCUGUUUGUGCCAGGGCCCGCCCCACCUAGGCCAGUUGCCAUGAUGGCACUGAUGGAGAGCAUGGUGUCAAGAAAUACGGUUAGUGCGCUUCAGCUUCCACGUACGUGGUUGGACGGUGCUAUGUUAGGGCGAGUGCUUGCGCACGGCUGUCCCGCUUACUUAAACGUCUCAAGGUGUUCUGCUCCUGGGUUCAACCCUCUGCAUGUGUUGCUUAGUGCGGGUCGCGAUCUCUCACCCCUACGGACUCUCAACCUAAGAGGUUGCGGCAGAGGCCCUGUCCCGGACAGCUGUGGGAAGGCCGAGGAGGAAAUGGACGCGGAGAGCGUCAAAGCACUUACUGAAUGUUGUCCUCAUCUAAUUCAUCUCAAUCUGUCUGCCACACACUACCAUCAUACUGUUCCUGUGGGACAGGAUGGGCACCUAUGUGGAGCUUUAGGACGUCUUGCCUUUUUGCGCACACUGGCACUUCCUGUCUGUGCCUUGGCGCAAUCCUCACCCACAUCUAUGAACACAACAGACUCCAACACGAAUGUCACUUCGGGGUCGCUACUGCUUGGUCUUAAGAAGAGCAACCGCAUCGGCGUGCCCACAUAUCGACCCAAAACAGAUGUCUCAGGGGGUCCGGGUGAAGAUCAGCAGGAGAGGGGACUGUGCAUUCAACCACUGCUUAAAGGUUGCCCACACCUGGUAGAGCUGGAGCUUAUCGGCGCAGGCUUUUCCUCCGCCAUGCCACGAAAUGAGCCGGCCAUGCGCAAGGACCCCGCUGCUUGUUCUUGGUCAUACAGUGUCGGAGAUGGUGAACUAGCUGCUUUAGGAGGACUGAAAUUUUUACGCAAGCUCACCCUUGCGCACUUACCUGGAGUAUUGAAGGGGACGGGGUUGAUUGAACUUGUUCAGGGGUGCAAGGAUCUUCAGUCGUUGUCGCUGGCAAAUCUGGGAUCCUUAAAGACCAUGAAUUACACACAGGCCCUGCUGGAGACCCUCACAUACUGCACACAACUCAGGGACUUGAGGCUGGAGCAGCCGUACUUUAAUGCGAGCGCUGCGUUUUUCGAAGCACUCAGUAAGUGUCGGCGGCUGCAGCGUCUGUGUUUAGUUUCUCGACAGGGAACCUUCCAGCCGUCUUCUGUGAUUGCUUUUAUGCAGAGCUGCGCUGAUGUCAUCAUGUGUCACAUGUUCAUGAGCGGGACCCUUGUCACCUGCAGAUUGCUGCAGAAAACCCUGUUGGACAGUUUUUUAUCAUCUCGUCCAGCCCUCAGUGUUGUGAUUUACCCUUUACUGCAUGAAGACCUGGCCAAUGUGAUCAGGGGAAUGCCACUGUGUCACCUGGACGAGAUCACGCUUUUCAAAAGCCGCAUUGCCGAGGAGCCAGUGAAACUUUGAUUGAACUAUAUAUUUCCUGGUGAUUUUACUUGGGAAACGCAUGACCAGGGAUAUCUUUAACACAGAUAUUUUGCAUUGUAUGAACUAUCAUGUUGGUUAAAAAGUUAAAUAUUAGUAGUCUGGUCAGGGUUGUUUAAGCACGAGAUAUCCUCGAGGCAAACUGAAAAUCCCAAGGUCAUGUUUUCCAGUAAAGAGCCGGUAUGAACAAACUCUGCACCUAUUUGAAAUGUCAUCUUUGUGAAUGUGCCAAAAUUAAACCUACUUUACAUCUCAA
Molecule: messenger RNA, 2603 nt
Organism: Misgurnus anguillicaudatus (oriental weatherfish)
Lineage: Eukaryota; Metazoa; Chordata; Actinopteri; Cypriniformes; Cobitidae
Gene: fbxl18
Product: F-box and leucine-rich repeat protein 18
Biological process (GO): SCF-dependent proteasomal ubiquitin-dependent protein catabolic process
Cellular component (GO): SCF ubiquitin ligase complex
Molecular function (GO): protein binding
Source: RefSeq, a predicted model, not a curated record